Rattus rattus (black rat) is the source of this 2682-nucleotide messenger RNA. Its product is annotated as zinc finger protein 58-like. Gene Ontology annotation, molecular function: DNA-binding transcription repressor activity, RNA polymerase II-specific. Lineage: Eukaryota; Metazoa; Chordata; Mammalia; Rodentia; Muridae. The transcript is spliced from 4 exons. Gene Ontology annotation, biological process: negative regulation of transcription by RNA polymerase II. Gene Ontology annotation, cellular component: nucleus. Bases 125 to 1747 code for a protein of 540 amino acids. The record is from RefSeq and is a predicted model, not a curated record.
CCCUCUGUGACGUCACAAACAGCCGCUCUGCGAACCGCACUUCCGCAUCCCGUCUGCAGACGUUUGUCUUCCCCUAAGUUAGCGGUGCUGAGUCCUGCUCCUCGCUCUUGGUUGGAUCUCUGACAUGGAGGAAAUGCUGUCAUUCAGGGAUGUGGCCAUUGAUUUCUCUGCAGAGGAGUGGGAAUGUCUGGACCUUGCUCAGUGGAAUCUGUACAGGGAUGUCAUGUUGGAGAAUUACAGCAACCUUGUGUUCCUGGGUCUUGCAUCCUGUAAGCCAUACCUGGUCACAUUUCUGGAGCAAAGACAAGAGCCUUCAGUUGUGAAGAGACCACCAGCAGCUACCAUGCACCCAGGGGGAAAGCCCUAUAAAUGUCAAGAGUUUGACAAGGCCUUUGAUUGGAACUCACUCCUUAUUCAACACCGGAGAAUUCACCCUGUGGAGAAACCCUACAAAUGUGAAGAAUGUGGUAAGGUCUUUAGUGCUCACUCAGCACUUUCUAUACACCAGAGAAUCCAUACAGGAGAGAAGCCCUACAAGUGUGAAGAAUGUGGCAAGGCCUUUAGUACUCGCUCAGCACUUUAUAUACACAAGAAAAUUCAUUCUGGAGAAAAACCCUACAAGUGCGAGGAAUGUGCAAAAGCCUUUUAUUUCCCUUCAUUACUCAAGCAACAUCAAAGAACUCAUUCCGCAGAGAAUCUCUGCAAGUGUGAAGAAUGUGGCAAAGCCUUUUAUUUACCUUCAUUUCUUAAGCAACAUCAAAGAAUUCAUUCUGCAGAAAAUCCUUACAGGUGUGAAGAAUGCGGGAAAGCCUUUUCCUAUCCCUCAACCCUAAAGCAACAUCAAAGAAUUCAUUCUGGAGAAAAACCAUACCGCUGUGAAGAAUGUGGCAAAGCAUUCCGUAGGUCAACAUACUUUCACCAACACCAAAGAAUUCAUACUGGAGAGAAACCCUACCAGUGUGAAGAGUGUGGGAAAACAUUCUACUAUCGCUCAAACCUGAAGGGACAUCAGAUUAUUCAUUCUGGAGUGAAACCGUACAAGUGUGAUGUGUGUGGCAGCAUGUUUAGAACCAGCUCAGACCUUUCUAAGCACCAGAGAAUUCAUGCUGAAGUGAAGCUGUACAGCUGUGAAGAGUGUGGGAAAGCCUUUUCUACUCAUUCAUACCUCAUUCGGCACAAACUAGGCCAUUCUAGAGAGAAACCAUACAAGUGUGAAGAAUGUGGCAAAACAUUUUGUUAUCCUUCAAUCCUUAAAGAACAUCAAAGAAUUCAUUCUGGAGUGAAACCUUACAAUUGUGAUAUAUGUGGCAGCAUGUUUAGAACUCGCUCAGAACUUUCUAAGCACCAGAGAAUUCAUGCUGAAGUGAAGCUCUACAGCUGUGAGGAGUGUGGGAAAGCCUUUUCUACUCAUUCAUACCUUAUGAGGCAUAGACUUGGUCAUUCUGGAGAGAAACCCUACAAGUGUGAAGAAUGUGGGAAAUCAUAUAGCUACCCUUCACUCCUUAAGGAACAUCAAAGAAUUCAUUCUCAAAAUCCCUACAAGUGUGAUGUUUGUGGGAAGGUUUUCUGUACUCGCUCAGGACGUUCCAAACACCAGAGAAUUCAUACCGGAGAGAAACCCUAUAAGUGUGAAGAAUGUGGAAAAGGCUUUUCUACUCAUUCAUACCUUACUCUGCACAAAUUACUUCAUACUGAAGAGAAACCUUACAAAUGGGAAGAAUGUGGUGAGGUUUUUUAUACUUGCUGAAGACUUACUAAACACCAGUAAAUUCACAUUAGAGAAAAUCCCCACAAAGGUAAAGAAUGUGUCAAAACUCUUUACUGUACUUCAGACUUUAAAUAACACCAUGAUAAUUCAUACUGAAGAGAAACCAUACUUUUAUUAAUCUUUAAGCCUUCAUUAGAUACAAGGUCCUUCCUACUGUAGAGAAAUUACAGAUUUGAAAAAUAUGGCCAAAUGUUUUACUGUACUGAAACUUUAAGACCCAGCAAAAGGGCUCAUUCUCAAAAGAAUCCCUUCAAGUGUGAAGUAUGUGACAAGGUAUUAUGUGCUACCUUGAACUUUCUGUCUACCAGAAUAUUUAUUCUGGAGAGAAACACUGCAAGUGUGAAGAAUUUGGAAAAUCCUUUUUAACCCAUUCAUUCCUGAUUCUGAUCAGUCGUGGCAAAGUUUGGGGAAGGUAUUUUUUAUUUUAGGUUAAUUAUGCUCAGACCUGUUGAUUGUGGAGGAACCAAACCAUCUCUGUUGGGUAAGGAUUCUGGAUUGUAUAAAAGGAGAAAGUGAACUGAAAACAACCAUUCCUCUAGCUUCCUCUGCUUCCUGACUGUCAAGGCAAUAUGAACUGCUGCUUCAGCUCCUGCUGCCCUAAAUUUCUCACCAUGAGUCACAGUGUCAUGAUUUGAAUGAGAAAUGUACCCUGUAGUCUUAAGUAUUUUAACAUUUGUUUCCCCGAGUUGGUGGUUCUAUUUGGGGAGAUUUAGAAGUAGGUCACUAAAGGUGAACUUUGUGAAUAAAAAGCUCCCUCUAUAUCCAGUUUGCUCUCUGCUUCCUGCUUACCAUUGAGGAUGUGAGCUCUCAGUUUCCUGCUUGAGGCACCAUGCAAUGUGUUGCCAUGUCCUCCCUCUGUUGCAGAUUUUGAUCCCUUCUGUACCAUAAAAUGAAGUAAAGUCAUUCAUCUAUAA